Messenger RNA from Choloepus didactylus (southern two-toed sloth), 1569 nucleotides. RefSeq lists its product as uncharacterized. The record is from RefSeq and is a predicted model, not a curated record. The transcript is spliced from 4 exons. NCBI's taxonomy places the organism in Eukaryota, Metazoa, Chordata, Mammalia, Pilosa, Megalonychidae. The coding region runs from base 1 to 1035 and encodes 344 amino acids.
AUGGACAGCAGCCCCUGGGGACCUGGCCGCCCCCUGCCCCGCACCCUUCCAUCCAGAAGGACUUUGUCAGCUUGGGGGGCACAGGGCACAGUCCCCGGCCCCCGUCCUGAGCGAAACGUGGCAGCUGCCGCCGACCAGUGUCAGCGGCUUGUGGUCCUGACGCCCAGCCCCCCCAGGCUCGUGCCCCCCCAGGUCCUCUGCAUGGAGCUCCCCAGCUCUCCCGCAGCCCCUCCCUGGCAUCAGGGCUCAGCUCUUGGGCUGUGUCCUCUGCCAGGCCCACCCAUCGCCCGGGUGCCCCUUCUCUGUCGCCUGCUGCCAUGUUGGGGCGAGGGUGGGGAGCGGCCUCUGGCCCCAGCCAACCCUGCACCCUCCCCGAGCCGCUGGCCCAAGUUCUUCUGGGAGGUUGUGCAGGGACGGGUAGCCCUGGCUUAUCAGGCCGCCCCUCCUGGGCCCAGGAGCCGGGUGUCUUUGCUAGGUGCGGCUCGGCAGGCCGUGCUCAGGCAUCCGCGGGCUGGUGGGGUCCCCCAGGCCCAGGCCCAAGACCCAUGGUUCUUUGCGGCAGGAGGAGCCAGCUCGCCUGCCAGCCCCAGGUUCGAGUCAGGCCUCGCCUGCAGACAGGGUAAAUGUGCCCCUGUGAGGGCCUGCCUGGGGCACCCUGCAAGCAGCCUCCGUGACCCUAAGGAGCACUUGCUGUCCUCGCUGAUGGGCGCGUGGCCCGGCCCCUCGGGGCCUCUGGGCAGCUGCCGUGGGAAGCUCCGGCCACUGGCACUGCCACACCAGGGAUCCCCCUCCCACAGGGCAGGGAACAGCGGUGCCUUCUCAGCCGGCACCUGCGGGGGACAUGGGGACUCGGGCCUGGUGGCCCUGCCUGUGGGCCCCUCCCCUGCUGCCAGCCUCAAACCUGACCUUGACCAUAUGGCUCACCCUUUCUGGCCUUCGCCAAUCAUUGGCAACACUGUGCCCCGGCCUGGCUCAGGGCUGCUCUGCAAGGUGGUUCCUGGGGAUCCCCCGGUGGGAAAGGGAACUGGGGGGUAAGGAGGAGCGUCCUACCCAGGGUCAGCUGGUGGGAUGUGGGAGAGCUGGGGUCCCAGGCACCCUGGCCCGAUGCCACCAAGCUGCCCGUGGGUGGGGGUGGGUGCCAUUGGCACAGGGCAUGGCUGGCCUGGAAGGUGGCAGCAGCUUGCUGACGGAGAGCAGAAACCAGCGCCCAGCCCACACCUCUGGCAGCGUGGACCACUGCCUGACCCUUGCCUCGGUUGGCACCAUCCCCAGGGGCACCAGGGUCCGGCCAGGAGGUGUGGGGGUGGAGGAGCCUCCGGCAUAAACCUCUCCCUCUUCCGGUUGCAAAUCUUGCCCAUAAGUGGGCUAACCCCCAUUCCAUAAAUCCCUGCUGACAGAGACACUGAGGCCCGAGAAUAAGGGGUCCCUCACCCACACUCCCUGAGUGAGCACUUGCUGUGGCCGGCCCAGCAGAUGGAAGCCUUUCACCUGCGUUCCUUCAGUUAACACACACGCCGACUGUGGGAGGUACGGAGGAAACUGAGUCAGGGGGCCAGGCACAAACCACAG